CAUCCGCCCGCACUCGAUCCCGACUUUUCAAAGCCAAAAAAAAACUCAAAAUCUUUCUCUGCCUUCUUCUCAUUCUCCUUCAUCUGGGAACAGAGCCUUCAAUUCAUCGCUGGUUCUGCUUCUCGUCUUUCUCUCUCUUACUUCUUGUCCAAAUAUCGUGUCGAUCACUUUUAUCAGUUUUUUAAUCCUUGGUAAACGGGAUUAAUUUUUGUGUUGAAGUAGUAAGGGAUGGCGUCCGGUGGCGAAGCAGCGGCGUGGGUGCCGCAGGAGGAGGGACUGAGGGAGAUCUGUGGGCUUCUACAGCAGCAGAUGGCUCCCACCGCCGAUGACAUGUCUGCGGUUUGGCAGAAGCUGGAGCACUACUCUCAGUUCCCCGAUUUCAAUAAUUAUCUCGCCUUCAUUUUCGCGCGAGCGGAGGGAAUCUCAGUUGAGGUUAGGCAAGCAGCUGGCCUGCUUCUGAAAAACAACCUUAGAAGUGCACUCAAAACCAUGCCGCCUGCAAAUCAACAAUAUAUAAAGUUGGAGUUGUUACCUUGUGUGGGAGCAGCUGAUAAACAAAUUAGGUCUACAGCUGGGACCAUUAUUAGUACUUUUGUUCAGAUUGGGGGAGUUGCUGAGUGGCCUGAAUUGCUACAUGCGCUUGUAAAGUGUUUGGAUAGUAAUGAUGUCAAUCAUAUGGAAGGUGCUAUGGAUGCUUUGUCUAAGAUUUGUGAAGAUGUUCCCCAAGUGCUAGAUUCUGAUAUUUCUGGAUUAUCUGAACGGCCCAUUAACGUCUUUGUUCCUAGAUUCCUUCAGCUAUUCCAGUCACCACAUGCUACACUACGGAAGCUUGCUUUGGGUUCAGUGAAUCAGUAUGUUAUGCUAAUGCCUACUGUUCUAUCUGUGUCUAUGGAUAAAUAUUUACAAGGUUUGUUUCUUCUUGCUAAUGACCCAACUCCGGAGGUGCGGAAGCUGGUGUGUGCUGCGUUUGUUCAGCUAAUUGAAGUUCGUUCUACUGUAUUGGAGCCUCAUUUAAGGAACGUCAUCGAGUAUAUGCUGGUUGUCAACAAAGACCAAGAUGAUGAAGUGGCUCUAGAGGCUUGUGAAUUUUGGUCUGCCUAUUGCGAAGCUGAAUUGCCUCCUGAAAACUUGAGAGAGUUUUUACCACGGCUUCUUCCAAUUUUGCUUUCAAACAUGGCGUAUUCUGAUGAUGAUGAAUCUAUUGUUGAAGCUGAGGAGGAUGGAUCUCUUCCAGACAGAGAGCAGGAUCUGAAGCCUCGCUUUCAUGCAUCUCGCUUUCAUGGUUCAGAGGAUGUGGAAGAUGAGGAUGAUGAUAUCGUAAAUGUGUGGAACUUACGUAAAUGCAGUGCAGCUGCUCUGGAUUUCAUUUCCAAUGUGUUUGGAGAUGAGAUCUUGCCCACCUUGAUGCCCAUUGUGCAGGCAAAGUUGUCUGCUACUGGUGAUGAAGCCUGGAAAGAUAGGGAAGCUGCCGUUUUAGCCUUUGGUGCCAUAGGCGAGGGAUGCAUUAAUGGCCUCUAUCCACAUUUAUCUGAGAUUAUUGCAUUUCUUGUUCCUCUCUUAGAUGACAAGUAUCCUCUGAUAAGGAGCAUCUCUUGUUGGACACUAUCACGGUUCAGCAAAUAUAUUGUUCAGGGUACUGCACAUCGAGAAGGUCAUGAUCAGUUUGACAAAGUUUUGACGGGUUUCCUACGAAGAUUAUUGGAUGAUAAUAAGAGGGUACAAGAAGCUGCUUGUUCAGCAUUUGCGACACUUGAAGAGGAAGCCGCGGAAGAGUUGGUACCACGACUGGAUGUCAUUCUGCAACACUUAAUGUGUGCCUUUGGAAAAUAUCAGAGGAGGAAUCUCAGAAUUGUGUAUGAUGCCAUUGGAACAUUAGCAGAUGCUGUUGGAGGGGAACUGAAUCAGCCUAAAUAUCUUGAGAUCUUGAUGCCCCCACUGAUUACAAAGUGGCAGCAACUUUCAAACUCUGACAAAGAUCUUUUCCCACUGCUGGAAUGCUUUACAUCAAUAGCACAGGCACUGGGUACUGGAUUUUUGCAGUUUGCUCAACCAGUGUAUCAGAGGUGCAUAAGCAUCAUCCAGACUCAACAACUGGCAAAGGCUGAUCCCAUUUCAGCUGGCUCACCGUAUGAUAAAGAGUUCAUAGUUUGCUGUUUGGAUCUUCUCUCUGGACUUACUGAGGGUCUUGGUCCUGGCAUAGAGAGUUUGGUUUCGCAAAGUAAUUUACGAGACUUGCUGCUGCAAUGUUGUAUGGAUGAUGCCUAUGAUGUCAGGCAAAGUGCUUUUGCACUGCUGGGGGACCUUGCUAGAGUCUGUCCAGUUCAUUUACAUCCACGAUUAGCUGAAUUCCUUGAUGUUUCUGCUAAGCAAUUGAACUCCCCAAAACUGAAGGAAACAGUAUCUGUUGCCAACAAUGCAUGCUGGGCAAUUGGAGAACUAGCAAUAAAGGUUCGCAAGGAGAUGUCUCCAGUAGUUCUGACUGUGGUAUCAGCCUUGGUCUUAAUACUUCAACAUCCUGAGGGCCUCAACAAAUCACUCAUUGAAAAUACAGCAAUUACGCUUGGAAGACUUGCAUGGGUUUGCCCUGAGCUUGUCUCACCACACAUGGAGCAUUUCAUGCAGUCUUGGUGUAUUGCUUUGUCCAUGAUACGAGAUGACAUAGAGAAGGAAGAUGCUUUCAGAGGUUUGUGUGCAAUGGUUAGAGCAAAUCCAUCAGGGGCCUUAAAUUCACUGGUUUUCAUGUGUAAGGCAAUUGCAAGUUGGCAUGAAAUAAGGAGCGAGGACCUACACAAUGAAGUAUGCCAGGUGUUGCAUGGGUAUAAACAAAUGCUCAAGGAUGGAGCAUGGGAACAAUGCAUGUCCGCUUUGGAGCCACCUGUGAGGGACAAGCUACGGAAGUAUCAACUGCAAUGAUCCUUGUUUUUGGAGAGUUUUCAUUGUAUGCCGUCUUGCAAGAUUCACAGUGUCAUUCCUGUCAUCUGGUCUGCUGUUUUCUUGGCACUAAUUAUUGGAGGCAUUUUCAGUUGGGGAUGCGUUUGGGUGAUGAAUUCCAGCACCUUUCUUAUUGGACCUUGAAGUUUAACACAUCGGGACUGGAAUCGUGCAGUAUCGUAGUUUUCAUUGGGAAAUUGGUUUUCUACACAAGGAUGUGCUUAUUUGAACUUGGGUACACAUCUUGCAAGUGAUUGGUUUCCAUUAUUUCAUUUUGUUGGCAUAUUGGGUUGUGGAGUUGUGAAAUUAUUUUUAAAGGGUUCUAGUGGGAAGAAAUGAAGCCCACAAAGUUCCAUAAGUUUUGUUAGGAUGCUGCUGAUUCUGUAAUUUGUUUGUAGGCAGGGAAAUUCAUGUUGUUUCCCGUAUAGAUAAGAUGAUGGGAACUCACAGAUGAAAAAUAAGAUAUGUGCCAUGUAGUAGUAGUCUAUGCGUCUGAUGAUUUGAUACGAAAAUUAGGUGUUUUCUUAAAUUUAUUAAUGUUGUACUACUACCCAUUUUAUGUGUUCUCGUUUUUAUUGUAAAAUUCUCGUGACUAUUUAUUUAAUUUUCUUUUCUUUUA
Messenger RNA from Salvia splendens (bonfire salvia), 3550 nucleotides. RefSeq names its product transportin-1. The coding region runs from base 229 to 2913 and encodes 894 amino acids. The record is from RefSeq and is a predicted model, not a curated record. The transcript has 29 exons. Gene Ontology annotation, biological process: protein import into nucleus. Lineage: Eukaryota; Viridiplantae; Streptophyta; Magnoliopsida; Lamiales; Lamiaceae. Gene Ontology annotation, molecular function: small GTPase binding.